This is a messenger RNA of Phodopus roborovskii (desert hamster), 6314 nucleotides long. It is a transcript of the gene Ank1, whose product is annotated as ankyrin 1. Gene Ontology annotation, molecular function: protein binding. The transcript is spliced from 44 exons. Lineage: Eukaryota; Metazoa; Chordata; Mammalia; Rodentia; Cricetidae. The coding region runs from base 135 to 5930 and encodes 1931 amino acids. Gene Ontology annotation, biological process: signal transduction. The record is from RefSeq and is a predicted model, not a curated record.
GCCUUGGCCGCCGCGGGCCAGCGGCUCGUACUCCGCGCUGCUGAAGGAACGGGCUCUUCCCGGGAGGGAGUCGCUGCCGGCGGAUCGCAGAGUGCGAGGGCCCGGGAGGCGGGGACCGAGCGCCGCGACCCGCCAUGGCUCAGGCGGCCAAACAGCUGAAGAAAAUCAAAGACAUCGAGGCGCAGGCCCUUCAGGAGCAGAAGGAGAAGGAGGAAUCCAACAGGAAGCGGCGGAACCGCUCCCGUGACCGCAAGAAGAAGGCUGAUGCUGCUACCAGCUUCCUGAGGGCAGCACGCUCGGGAAAUCUAGACAAAGCUCUGGAUCACCUACGUAAUGGAGUGGACAUCAACACCUGUAACCAGAACGGGUUGAAUGGUCUGCAUCUGGCCUCUAAAGAAGGCCAUGUGAAGAUGGUGGUUGAACUACUGCACAAAGAGAUCAUUCUAGAAACAACAACCAAGAAGGGGAAUACUGCUCUGCAUAUCGCUGCCCUUGCUGGUCAGGAUGAGGUGGUCCGGGAGCUGGUCAACUAUGGAGCCAACGUCAACGCCCAGUCUCAGAAAGGCUUUACUCCCUUAUACAUGGCGGCCCAGGAGAAUCACUUGGAGGUGGUGAAGUUUUUGCUGGAGAAUGGAGCCAAUCAGAACGUAGCCACAGAAGAUGGCUUCACUCCGCUGGCUGUGGCUCUACAGCAGGGACACGAGAAUGUGGUGGCUCACCUCAUCAACUAUGGAACGAAGGGAAAAGUGCGCCUCCCUGCCCUGCACAUUGCAGCCCGCAACGAUGACACACGGACAGCUGCAGUACUUCUGCAGAAUGACCCCAACCCAGACGUGCUCUCCAAGACUGGAUUCACACCCCUCCACAUCGCAGCUCAUUAUGAGAAUCUCAACGUGGCCCAGCUGCUCCUCAACAGGGGGGCCAGUGUCAACUUCACACCUCAGAAUGGCAUCACACCCCUGCACAUCGCCUCCCGCAGGGGAAAUGUCAUCAUGGUGAGGCUCCUGCUGGACCGAGGGGCUCAGAUAGAAACAAGGACCAAGGAUGAAUUGACACCGCUCCACUGUGCAGCUCGGAACGGACACGUGAGAAUCUCAGAGAUCCUGCUGGACCAUGGGGCACCCAUCCAAGCCAAAACCAAGAAUGGCUUGUCCCCAAUUCACAUGGCGGCUCAGGGAGACCAUCUCGACUGUGUCCGACUUCUAUUGCAAUACAAUGCAGAGAUAGAUGACAUCACCUUGGAUCACCUGACUCCUCUCCACGUGGCAGCCCACUGUGGUCACCACAGGGUGGCUAAGGUUCUUUUGGAUAAAGGGGCCAAGCCAAACUCCAGAGCCCUGAAUGGCUUCACCCCCUUACACAUUGCCUGCAAGAAGAAUCACAUUCGUGUCAUGGAGCUGUUGCUGAAGACAGGGGCCUCCAUCGAUGCAGUCACUGAGUCUGGACUGACACCUCUCCAUGUGGCGUCCUUCAUGGGACACCUUCCUAUUGUGAAGAACUUACUACAGAGGGGAGCGUCACCCAAUGUCUCCAAUGUGAAAGUAGAGACCCCGUUGCACAUGGCAGCCCGAGCAGGGCAUACUGAAGUGGCCAAAUACUUGCUCCAGAACAAAGCCAAAGUCAAUGCCAAGGCCAAGGACGACCAGACACCGCUUCACUGUGCGGCUCGCAUCGGCCACACAAGCAUGGUGAAGCUCCUGUUGGAGAAUGGCGCUAGCCCCAACCUGGCUACCACUGCGGGCCACACGCCCCUGCACACGGCAGCCCGUGAGGGCCACGUGGACACAGCCCUGGCCCUUCUGGAGAAGGAAGCAUCCCAAGCCUGCAUGACCAAGAAAGGAUUUACCCCUCUCCAUGUGGCCUCUAAGUAUGGGAAGGUACUGGUGGCCGAACUGCUCCUGGAACAUGAUGCACACCCCAACGCGGCUGGAAAGAAUGGCUUGACUCCCCUACAUGUAGCCGUCCAUCACAACAACUUGGACAUCGUCAAGCUUCUACUUCCCAGAGGUGGUUCCCCGCACAGCCCUGCCUGGAAUGGCUACACUCCUUUGCACAUUGCUGCCAAGCAGAACCAGAUAGAGGUGGCUCGAAGUCUGCUGCAGUAUGGGGGGUCAGCGAAUGCGGAGUCUGUACAAGGUGUGACCCCAUUGCACCUUGCUGCCCAAGAGGGCCACACGGAAAUGGUGGCUCUUCUCCUGUCAAAACAAGCCAAUGGCAACCUGGGAAAUAAGAGUGGACUCACUCCUCUCCACCUGGUAGCACAAGAAGGCCAUGUUCCAGUGGCAGACGUGCUGAUCAAGCAUGGCGUCACAGUGGAUGCUACCACACGGAUGGGUUACACCCCACUCCACGUGGCCAGCCAUUAUGGAAACAUCAAGCUGGUGAAGUUUUUGCUACAGCACCAGGCGGAUGUCAAUGCCAAGACCAAGCUAGGAUACAGCCCCUUGCACCAAGCAGCUCAGCAAGGACACACAGACAUUGUGACACUGCUUCUGAAGAAUGGUGCUUCUCCAAAUGAGGUCAGCUCGAACGGAACCACACCUCUGGCAAUAGCCAAGCGUUUGGGCUAUAUUUCUGUAACAGAUGUGCUCAAGGUGGUCACGGAUGAAACCAGUGUUGUGUUAGUCAGUGACAAACAUCGGAUGAGCUAUCCGGAGACGGUGGAUGAGAUCCUGGAUGUGUCUGAAGAUGAAGGAACUGCUCAGAUAUCUGUAAUGGGCGACGAACUUGUUGGCUCCAAGGCUGAGAGGCGGGACUCCCGCGAUGUGGGUGAGGAGAAAGAGCUGUUGGAUUUUGUGCCGAAGCUAGACCAAGUGGUGGAAUCUCCAGCCAUCCCAAGGAUCCCUUGUGUCACCCCCGAGACUGUGGUCAUCCGAUCUGAAGACCCAGAACAGGGGUCUAAAGAGUACGAUGAGGACUCACUCAUCCCCAGUAGCCCAGCCACAGAGACGUCAGACAACAUUAGCCCCGUGGCCAGUCCUGUGCACACAGGGUUUCUGGUGAGUUUUAUGGUUGAUGCCCGAGGAGGAUCCAUGAGAGGGAGUCGUCAUAAUGGCCUGAGGGUGGUGAUCCCUCCCCGGACGUGUGCAGCACCCACACGCAUCACCUGCAGACUGGUCAAGCCUCAGAAGCUGAACACACCACCCCCGCUGGCUGAGGAAGAGGGUCUAGCCAGCAGGAUCAUCGCACUGGGGCCCACGGGGGCCCAGUUCCUUAGCCCGGUGAUUGUGGAGAUCCCCCAUUUUGCCUCUCAUGGCCGUGGGGACCGUGAACUGGUGGUACUGAGGAGUGAAAACGGCUCUGUGUGGAAAGAGCACAAGAGCCGCUAUGGAGAAAGCUACCUGGACCAGAUCCUUAAUGGCAUGGAUGAAGAGCUGGGGACCCUGGAGGAGCUGGAGAAAAGGCGCGUGUGUCGCAUCAUCACCACCGACUUCCCCCUGUACUUUGUGAUCAUGUCACGGCUGUGCCAGGACUACGACACCGUUGGUCCUGAAGGGGGCUCCCUGAGAAGCAAGCUGGUGCCCCUGGUACAAGCAACAUUCCCGGAAAACGCUGUCACCAAGAAAGUGAAGCUGGCUUUACAGGCCCAGCCUGUCCCCGAUGAGCUGGUGACCAAGCUCCUGGGCAACCAGGCCACGUUCAGCCCCAUUGUCACUGUUGAGCCAAGGCGCCGGAAGUUCCACCGUCCCAUUGGGCUUCGAAUCCCACUCCCUCCCUCGUGGACUGACAACCCCAGGGACAGUGGGGAAGGGGACACCACCAGCCUGCGCCUACUGUGCAGCGUCAUUGGUGGAACUGACCAAGCCCAGUGGGAAGACAUAACGGGAACAACCAAGCUUGUGUAUGCCAACGAGUGUGCCAACUUUACCACCAAUGUCUCAGCCAGGUUUUGGCUGUCAGACUGCCCUCGGACUGCAGAGGCCGUGCACUUUGCCACCCUGUUGUACAAAGAGCUCACUGCGGUCCCCUACAUGGCCAAGUUUGUCAUUUUUGCCAAGAUGAAUGACCCUCGGGAAGGACGGCUCCGCUGCUACUGCAUGACAGAUGACAAAGUGGACAAGACCCUGGAACAGCAUGAGAACUUUGUGGAGGUGGCACGGAGCAGGGACAUAGAGGUUCUGGAAGGAAUGCCUCUAUUUGCAGAACUCUCUGGGAACUUGGUGCCUGUGAAGAAAGCAACCCAACAGCGAAGCUUCCACUUCCAGUCAUUUCGAGAGAACCGUUUGGCCAUCCCUGUGAAGGUGAGGGACAGCAGUCGCGAGCCAGGAGGGUUCUUAUCAUUCCUGCGAAAGGCGAUGAAGUACGAAGACACACAGCACAUCCUCUGCCACUUGAAUAUCACCAUGCCCCCCUGCACCAAGGGUGGUGGAGCAGAAGACAGGAGGAGGACCCUGACACCUCUAAGUCUUCGAUACAGCAUUCUCAGCGAGUCCAGGCUGGGUUUUACCAGUGACACAGACCGUGCUGAUAUGAAGAUGGCUAUCAUCACAGAGCACCUCGGCCUCAGCUGGGCAGAGCUGGCCCGGGAACUGCAGUUCACCGUGGAAGACAUCAACAGGAUCCGUGUAGAAAACCCCAACUCCUUGUUGGAGCAGAGUGCGGCCUUGCUGACCCUCUGGGUGGCGCGUGAAGGCGAAAAUGCGAAGAUGGAGAAUCUGUACACAGCCCUGCGGAACAUCGAUAGAAGUGAGAUUGUUAACAUGUUGGAGGGCUCCGGCAGGCAGAGCCGCAACCUCAAACCAGACCGGCGGCAUGGAGACCGGGACUAUUCAUUGUCACCAUCCCAGAUGAAUGGUUACUCCUCGCUGCAGGACGAGCUGCUGUCCCCUGCCUCCCUGCACUACGCACUUCCCUCUCCACUGUGUGCAGACCAGUACUGGAACGAAGUGGCUGUCAUAGACGCCAUCCCCCUGGCGGCCACGGAGCAUGACACCAUGCUGGAGAUGUCUGACAUGCAGGUGUGGUCUUCGGGCCUCACCCCCUCCCUGGUCACUGCUGAGGACUCCUCCCUGGAGUGCAGCAAGGCCGAGGACUCUGACGCCACACAAGAGUGGAAGUUGGAGGGGGCACUCUCAGAGGAUGCACAGGGCCCGGAGCUGGGCUCUCAGGACCUGGUGGAGGACGACACAGUGGAUUCAGAUGCCACAAAUGGCCUGGCUGAUGUGCCAGGUCAAGAGGAAGGUCAGAGGUCAGAAAAGAAGAGGCAGGAGGUCACAGGCACAGAGCAGGACACGGACACUGAAGUGUCUCUUGUUUCAGGCCAGCAGCGAGUUCAAGCCCGAAUCACAGACUCACCCACAGUGAGGCAGGUGUUGGACAGAAGCCAGGCCAGGACACUGGACUUGGAUAAACAGGGCUCCACAGUGCCCUAUCCACAAGAAGUUGCACAAGGUUCCUGGCAAGAGGAGGUCACACAAGGCCCGCACUCAUUCCAAAGAAAGAUCACCACCAUCCAAGGGCUGGAGCCCACCUCACUUCAGGGAUAUGAGCAGAUGCUGGAGUCUACAAGGGUGCAGGUGCAGAGUGGGCCACUUGAGGCCCACAGCCCCCAGGCUAGCAAGGAACCAAGCCUGUGGGUAUCUGACAGCACCUUCUCUCAAGAUCAGGGGGGUGAGCUUCAGAAUAUUCCGGGAGAGCAGGUGACAGAGGAACAAUUCACAGACGAACAGGGCAACAUUGUCACCAAGAAGAUCAUUCGCAAAGUCGUCCGGCAGGUAGAUUCCUCCGGCGCCAUCGACACCCAGCAACAGGAGGAGGUGAUUGUUGAGGGGCCCCUGGUGGACCCUGGGGAUCUGGAAGCUGAUAUUGAGUCCUUUAUGAAACUUACUAAGGUGGAGCUAAGAGGGCGUGGACUACAGCCGGACCUGCCAGAGGGCAGGAAGGGGGCUCAGAUAGUGAAGCGGGCCAGCCUGAAAAGGGGCAAACAGUGACCUCUCCUGGAGUAGCCCCCUGGGAGGAUCACACCUCAACACCCAAACCCUGAACUCCACACACUCUGUCAUGCACACAGAAGGAGACCUGGACCAGAGGGCUACUGGAGGGUCGCACGUGUCCUCAGAUCCCGGCAUGACCUGUGUAUGGGGCUCCCUUUAGUCUCGUAUUCGCAUGAACGACUGACUGUAGACGCAUGACCUACAGCCUUCAGUCCUGCCUCUAGCGACCAUGGAUCUCUGUGGGAAUCAGGACAAAGGCCGCCAGAAGAAGGGAGAGGAGGGAGGGAGAGCAAGCAAGCCCCAAAGAGCACAUGGGUGCAGACAUGAAUAAGGGCUCUACUGUGGCUGGGAUGGUUGGUUAAAGUUUGUUUGCUUCUUUUU